Periconia digitata is the source of this 1902-nucleotide messenger RNA. NCBI's taxonomy places the organism in Eukaryota, Fungi, Ascomycota, Dothideomycetes, Pleosporales, Periconiaceae. The record is from the annotation of a GenBank genome assembly.
CCCGCACGCCUCUCCGAUACACCCCCCGCUCCAACUCGUGCACUUCUUCCUCACUCCGACUCCUUCCCGGCCGCCGCUGCCAACAUCGUUAUACCGUCUUCCCGCUUCUUCCUCAACCACCCAUCGCGUACGUCACCAACGCCCGACUUCAUCCACCCGCUCCCCGCUGGCCUUCUUCCCCGUCACUGCCUGGCGUGUGCACGAGACUGUCGCCAGGCCUGGUCUUCGAGCGCUCUUCACUUCACUCCUCGUUGCCUUCCCGCUCUUCGUCCGCCGUCGAUCCGGCACACAUACACCCACCCCAUGGCUUAUCGUAGCCGGGGCGGCCGGUGGAAGUCCUCGCCGCCAACCACCUUCUCCAGGAUGUACAUCGCACACGACCACGCGCCUUCUUCAGCGCCACCCAGUAUCGCUAUUCAAUCCGCCCAAGACACACAGCACACCCAACAUGUUUCUGCGCAAAUAUCCGGCUAUGAUAAUUUCAGUUCCACCGCCAAGGGCAUCAUGAUCGGCAUCUUCUCCGUCCUGGCCGCUGCGGGAUUUAUCCUCAUUGUAGCCGCCAUCGUCUACUACUUUCGAUAUACGCAGCAGGGCCGCAUAUUCUUAGAUCGUCUGACGAGACCUGGAGAAUACGAUGAUGAACAGCAGUUUGCAAAGGAGGAAGCAGAGGCGCUGGAAGACAUGGAUGAUAUAGAAAGGACGGAGUAUCUGCGGGCUAAAGCUUUCAUCCAGGCAAACCCUCCCGAGUCCGUGCAAACUGACAUCUCGCUGUCGCAGUUUCUGGCAAUACAAGAAAAGGGUGUGUCAGCUUGGGAAUUCGAGCCCGAACUCGAGAUCGCAAACUGCUUUGUCGAGGGUCGUACUGAAAUUGAGUUCUUCGACUCCGUCUGCAGCGUACAGAGCAACCUGCCUAUACCCAAGCAAAACGAGGUUUAUUACUGGGAAGCUAAAAUAUACGAAAAACCGGAAAAUACAGAUAUUGCAAUUGGACUGACUACUAAACCGUAUCCUCUUUUCAGACUACCAGGCUUCCACAAAUCUUCCGUAUCGUACAUGUCCUAUGGCGCGCGUCGACACAACCAGCCUUUUACACCCGUGGUCUAUGGACCUGCAUAUGUGCAGGGAGAUGUCAUUGGCGUCGGAUACAGGCCUCGGACGGGAACCAUUUUCUACACACGCAACGGCAAGAAGUUGGAUGACGUGGUGCACGGAAUGAAGACACAGAACUUCUUCCCUACUGUUGGAUCCAACGGUCCCUGCCAGGUUCACGUCAACUUUGGCCAGUCAGGCUUCGUGUUCAUCGAGGCGAACGUAAAGAAGUGGGGAUUGGCACCUAUGACUGGGAGUCUGGCGCCUCCACCGCCCUAUGGAAGUGAACAGGGAUCAAUCCUCUUGGACAGCGGUCGUGCAGGUGUUCGCGAGGGAAUGGGUGGAAACUACAUGUCCCAUGGAUAUGGUCAUGGAAGAUCAAACAGCCAACAAGUGCGCCUGGGGCGAAACCAACCUACGAGCCCAGGACCACAAAGAAGUCCAACCGACAUUUCCCUUGCAGCAUUUAGCAUCGUUGACUCCCAUGACGGCGAUGAUGCUGGAGAAGGUACCAGCGCAGAUGCAUCGUCAUCACAGACACAAGAUCGAGCCCACGGCCUCGGCUUCCUCCAACCUGGUGAACUUCCGCCCGAGUACACGAGUCCUCAGGGCUCUCCCAAUCUCAGUCGAACUGCGAGCCAUGAAUUUGGGUUCUGGGAAGACAAUGUCCCACUGUUGCAAAACGCACAGCAGCAAAAUGAACCACCUAUUCCUACCUAUGACGCCGCCGUGCGAGACUCGCCUGCGCCUGAAACACCGCGGAUAAGGGUGCGUGCAGACACGGAGACACGCAGGGGCCGGCCGAGAAAUUGA